AUGUUUUUUUCGAUUUUGCCCCCCCCCUUUUUAAAAGUAAUUCCGCAUUCUAUUCCCACGUCGUCUGCAUGCCACCCCCAAGCUACCCCCAUUACUGCCACCCGGAUUAUCAUCUCUAAUAACUGUGUCGUCUGUUGUUACUUGACAACGCCCGUCUCCUUUUCUUCCUUUUGGGCUUCUGUUUCCCCGUUCAUAUCUCUCCAUCUAUCUAUUGUACACAUUCAAUGUAUUUAUCUGUUUUUAUUUAUUUCAUAUCUAUCUAUCUAUCUAUGUAUUGAUCGAUCGAUCUAUUUCCUUCUAUUCAUAUCUAUCUAUCUAUCUAUCUAUCUAUCUAUCUAUCUAUCUAUCUAUCUGUUUGUCUGUCUGCCUGUCUGUCUAUCUAAAAGUUGUGUGUGUACACGCCAUCUUUUUCGAUUUAAUUUACCCUCCUUUCUCUUUUCGCUCUUUUUAUCGUCUGCUAUCUUCCAAUUGAUUUUUCUUUUUUUUUUUUUUUUUUUUUUUAUGGCAUUUAUUUUUUCAUGA
Acanthosepion pharaonis is the source of this 522-nucleotide messenger RNA. The record is from the annotation of a GenBank genome assembly. Lineage: Eukaryota; Metazoa; Mollusca; Cephalopoda; Sepiida; Sepiidae.